AUGUCUGCGCUGAUCUCUCCCAGGAGGACUCACAGCAGCUUCCUGACUCUCCAGGCCAUCUGGUCCCGCACUGCUCUCGGCAUUCUGGCGGACCUCGGAGCCUUGGCACCUCAUGUUGACGAAGCCUGCGUGUUCUUGCAAGCCAUCCGGACCUCCGGAGCAUCAGCCCUGCUCUUCCUUUCAGCUGACCAUUUCCUGUUUCACUCAUCGCUCUCCGAGGGUGGCCACUGCCACCCUCACCUCGGCUUAAUCACCAUGUCGAGCUCACGCCAAACCGAGCUCCCAUCUGCGACGGUGCAGGCAACGCCAGCUUCAGCCGACUGGAGCCACCCAAGCCAAGCCCUGCAGCCAUGGAAAAACAGCGUCCCGAGGGACCUACCCAAGCGGGUCUUUGCCCAUCUCUCUCAGAGCAAGCCGGAGCACCCGAUCGCCGAAGUGGACCAGCUAGAGCUGAAUGCGGAUAGCCUGUGA
Messenger RNA from Symbiodinium sp. CCMP2592, 471 nucleotides. NCBI's taxonomy places the organism in Eukaryota, Dinophyceae, Suessiales, Symbiodiniaceae. The record is from the annotation of a GenBank genome assembly.